This is a messenger RNA of Myxocyprinus asiaticus (Chinese sucker), 3953 nucleotides long. Its product is annotated as SH2B adapter protein 2. NCBI's taxonomy places the organism in Eukaryota, Metazoa, Chordata, Actinopteri, Cypriniformes, Catostomidae. The transcript is spliced from 9 exons. The record is from RefSeq and is a predicted model, not a curated record. The coding region runs from base 192 to 2138 and encodes 648 amino acids. Gene Ontology annotation, biological process: antigen receptor-mediated signaling pathway; intracellular signal transduction. Gene Ontology annotation, cellular component: plasma membrane. Gene Ontology annotation, molecular function: transmembrane receptor protein tyrosine kinase adaptor activity.
GCUGGAGAGUAGGUGAUCGCGCGUCAUGUAUUAAAGUCUAUAUAUUUCGCACAUAUAUGGACAUCAUACAGCGAGUAUAUGGAUCAUAUACAGCGAUGCGAUGUGCGGGAUCACUGGAAGAACAUCACUGAUGUCUGAUGCGGUGACUCAUUUAACAGAGUAUUUUGGCAGGGCAUUGGUAUGGUCCAGUAAUGAAUGGUGACGCGGCUCCCAGCAGCCCAGAUCAUUCCUGCUGCCCGCUGCCUGACUGGAGGAAGUUCUGUGAGCUGCAUGCACAAAUUUCUGCCACCGAUUUCGCCUACAAGUUCCGCCGCUUCAUCAGCGAGAAUCCCUGCUACGACUCACCCGGCGCAGAUGCCAGCUUCUCGCAGCACUUCACCCAACACUUCUUAACCUGCUUCUCUGCUGCCCUCGAGCAAGUGCAGGGUGCCGGGUCACCGGGCGACACCUCCACCCUGAAGUACAGCAUCGUUCCAUUCGUGGGCAUCCAGGGCUGCACGUUGCCCUUCACCCACAACUUUUACCGGCAUCGCAAAGAAGUGGGGGCAUCGAGCGAAUCGCUGGACAGCAUGGACAGCGGAGGGGGCAGAGCCAGUGGACAGGACCCACAGAUGCCCACUCGUAAGAUGACCGGAGUCAGUCAGUCGAGGAGUUCAGAGGACGUGUCGCUCGGGCAUCGCAAGGCGCGCUUCAAGAAAGGCUUCUCCCUGCGCAACAUGAGUCUAAGCGUGGUGGAUGGAGUGAAGGAGAUCUGGCACCGCAGGGCAUCUCCAGAACCCGACCUCUUGAGCGGCUCCAGGAGAUCGAACUGCGGUGAGGUUGUGGGGGCGGAGCACUGGAGCCAGAAGCUGCGUCUGCCACGUGGCGCUCAGGGUCACAGGAUGGAGCUGCUGGAGAUCCAGCGUGAGGGCGUGCUCAGAUACAUGGUGGCCGAUGACACUCACUGCAUGGGUGCUGCGCAGUGGCAGAAAUGCAGGUUGCUCUUGAGGAAGAGCGCUGCGUUCGUGGACACUGGAGAGAAGUUCCUGCUGGAGUUCUACGUACCACCAAAGUCAUCCAAACCCAAAGUGAGUGUUCCUCUGUCUGCCAUUGUGGAGGUGAGGACCACGAUGCCACUAGAGAUGCCUGAUAAAGACAACACGUUUGUGCUCAAGGUAGAAAAUGGUGCUGAAUACAUCUUGGAGACCAUUGACUCCCUGCAGAAGAACUCGUGGGUAGCUGAUAUCCAGGACUGUAUAGACCCGGGGGACAGUGGAGACGAUAUUGAGCUCUCAUCAAGUGCUCACAGUCAAGCGCUCAAAGAUUUCUCACUGGUGUCAUCAUGUAGUUGUGAGCAGCUCUGUGACGUUUCACAGCAGCCAUCGGAGCGCUUGCAGUGCAGUAAUGCAGCUGAUCACACUACAGCUCACUGUGAAGAGACACCAGUUACACAACACCCUUCACACGUGCCCUUAGAGCGAUUCCUGCAGUCGCCCGAUGCCCACAACACUAACACAACUGCAGGAAGUCCAGAUGAAGCUCAGAGAGAAGCAGAAGCUGAUGUCAGUUUGGUGGGUUACCCGUGGUUUCACGGGACACUGACACGGGUGCGUGCGGCUCAACUCGUUCUCACCGGUGGCGCUCACAGUCACGGCCUGUUUGUGAUCCGUCAGAGCGAGACACGACCUGGAGAAUAUGUGCUCACGUUCAACUUCCAGGGCAAAGCAAAGCACCUGAGGUUGUCAGUAAAUGAUAACGGUCAGUGUCACGUCCAUCAUCUGUGGUUUCACACCGUCACUGACAUGUUGCGACACUUUCACACACAUCCCAUUCCUCUGGAGUCUGGCGGAUCUACCGACAUCACGCUACGAUCAUAUGUACAAGUCCAGAGAUCAACUACAGAUGUUUCGUCUCAUGUAUCGUCACCCUCCCUGCGGGAUGUUUCCGUCUGUCGGUCUGAAGUUGCUGUGUCAUCAGACACGCCCCUGUCAUCCAGUGCGUCAUCAUCACCGAUGGCUCCACCCCCCGCUGGACUGCACAGCCGCAGCAACAGCGCAGAGAGACUGCUCGAACCUGCCGCCAAUAGUGCAGACGAUUACCACGACAACGACGGCUCGCGACGGGCUCGCGCGGUGGAGAACCAGUACUCCUUCUAUUAACGACAGCUGUCAAUCAAACUGUCCAUGGAGCCUAGUGAUUAUUAGUCUUAUGAAACACAUUGUGUGGUUUGUUUCUUGUUUAUUUAAACUGUUGCAUCAAAUCCUGAACUAGUAGCAGAAACAGCACACUUUGUCUUUUUAAUUCCUUUGUGUUGUUUGUGAUUUGAUGCGUGUGAAUAUGCUUUAAUGUUUAAUAAAAUAUCCCACGAAAAUUCUUGUUUUUAACAUAUUUGCACAAACUUAUUUAUUGCCUAAUUUAACAAGUCAUCUAUCAACAAAAAUAAUUCACAAAAUGUCUAAACAAAAACUCAUACUGCUUUGGAGAUUUGCAGAACCAGAGGAACAUGUUAUUGCUCAGUUGUUUCUCCUAACAAUCUGAGCACAGUUUGAGACAUUGUUGAGAUCUCUUGUGAAACUCUAGAGGACACAUGUGUGAGAUCGCAUGGAGUCUUUUUCUCAAGAGAAACAUCUUCAGCAAGUCUCCGUUUGCCCUCCAUUUAGCCUCAUGGCAGUCAAAGAAACCGUUGAGAUAUUAAAGCUGUCCAUAAAACUCAGGGUCUUGUGGUGGUUUGAGUCGCUCCAGCUCUCAUUCUCACAAAUGUCUCACAGAUGUCUUCAUGUUCACACGGUGUCUCUGGUACAGCGGUUGAAAUGACUGAUGAAAAACAAACACUUUCACCACUGUCAAUAUACAGUUUUUGGGCAGCUGUAGAAUUGUUCGGUGUUUUCAGAUCUCAUCGUUCCUGUUGUCCUGAUACGGAUGUUUGCUGGUAAACUUUAUGGAUGUGUAUUCAUGAUGAAAAGUGAAAUCUUCCUCACCUCACAUGAUCCACCAGUAGAUCUGACAGAUGUUUGUCCUGAAGCGUCUUGUGCUGGUCUGACAUGAGUAAAUGAUGUUGUGGACAGUAGAGUUAUUGACUGCACUUUCAAACACUUCCAUAAACCUUCAUCAGUCUUUCUCUCAUGCACACCUGAAGAACAAAGAUCAGACCCGACCGCAUCUGUGUGAUGUGUCUAUUAACACUUCAUUUCUAAAUGAGAUUCAUUAGACAUUUCAGAUAAAAAUGUUGGGAUUUACUAACUGCUCCCGCACAUAGUGCAUUUGUGUCGAUUUACACAAAUAAAUGCAAAAUGUGAUUUUUCCAUGCCAAAACUCAUCAGUAUUUCAUUAAUAAUGACCAAACAUGUAAAGACAAAUGUUUUAAGGGGUGUAAUAACUUGUCACGUGGUAAAUUUAUUGAAGCCCUUAAUCUGGAUUUCAUAAACAUCUCCUCAAACAUCCUGAUCUUCAUCCUUCAUAAAAAUCAACACAUUCACAACAUUUUACUGUUUGUUAACGGUCAACAUCACUGACAGAUUAUGUUUGUCAAGACUGUUGUGAUACGAUGGACAGGAAGUGAGGUGGAGCAUGUUUCCUGUGCAGCUUUGUGAUUCUCAUCAUCUGUUCAUGUGUCUUAAGUUGGUUCUCUGUCAGUCAUUUGGAUGCUGCUUUCGUCUCGUGGUAUUUUGAGGACAUUUCUCAGAAGCUCAUGACCAAAUUGAAUAAAACGACCUUUUCAGUGUUUGCACAGUUUGUACAGUGACUAUAUGUAACAUGUCUGCUUCGUUAUAUCACAUUUAUGAUGUCAUUUCCGCUCAACAGCUUCAAACAUGUUUCAUCUCUCUGAAUGAUAUCCAGAUGAACACAUGAACAUCUCAUUCACAGUCACAAGUGUUAGUGAUUUUGUUCAGUUUGAUGCCUCCCAUCCAUAUGCUUUUACAGCUCAUUAAAGUCUUAAAAUGGACAGAACCAAAAUGGCAUGGACUUGGUAAAUA